GCAUUUUUCCUCUGGGUUUCUGGUUCUUUGGUCUUUGCUGACCUUGUUUCUCCCCGACAGACCACAUCUUUUGGAGCAAAGCGGAUCUUCUUUCCUGGAAUGAGAAAGAUCACACUGGACUUUCAGUCCGUCUAUAAUUAAGGUGAAGGCGAUACACACCAUGAUGCAACACACUGAUGGCAAAGGUGCCUGCUGACACAUUGCAGCAAAGGAUGCUGGGUAAUACCAAACGUUUUUUCAGCAGUGCGGAUGAGAAAGAUGGCGAGGAUGAGGAAGAUGAGGAGGAUAGAUUGAAGAGAGGGAAACAAAAUGGGAUGAUAGAUGUGGAAGGAAAGGAACACCAGAAUCACGGUGGACGCAAGGCAGAGGGGUCAAAGCCUGCGGCCGUUGUGAUUGGAUGGCAGAGAGGAGACAGACAGCCCAGGACUGCCCAUAGAGGAAUUCCUCAUUUGCCCAGUCAGCCGACGCUUUAUCAUCAGAUGACCAAUCAGCCGCAGUAUCACCCGGUCCUGACCAAUCAGCAGGCACGGAGGCGUCUCAUGGAGCGGAGUAUGACCACGGUCACGCCCGUUGAAGACUCGCACCUCGCCAUCAUGGUGUUCCGCAUUGGCAUACCUGACAUCAAACAAACGAAGUGUUUGCGGUUUGAUCCCGAUGCCUCCGUUUGGAAUGCGAAGCAGCAGAUUAUUUGUACCCUCAGUGAGUCGUUGUGGGACGUUUACAAUUAUGGCCUUUUCCAGCCAGCGAGAGACAGACGAGAUGCCAAGUUCCUGGAGGAAGAGCGCUUGCUUGGAGAAUUCUCACAGUCCCUGGAGAAGGGAGUGCCCUAUCUGGAGUUCAGAUACAAGACACGGGUCUACAAACAGACAAACCUGGACGAGAAACAACUUACAAAGUUGCACACCAAGGCCAAUCUGAAGAAGUUCCUGGAUUAUGUUCAGUGUGGAGCCGUGGAGAAGUUGAGUAAAGCUCUGGAGAAGGGACUCGAUCCAAACUACCAUGACACUGAGAGCGGAGAGACUCCUCUUAGUCUGGCGGUUCAGGGGAGUUUGAGUGUGGAAGGAAUCCGUGUUCUGGUGCUGAAUGGGGCACAUGUGGAUUUCCAGUCCAGAGACGGUCUCACACCUCUACAUAAAGCCGUCAGAGCUCACAAUCAAUCAGCACUGCUGGCGCUGUUAUCUCUGGGGGCCUCUCCGGAUUAUCGGGACCGCUGUGGUCUGACGCCGCUGUACCACUCAGUGCUGACAGGGGGAGACACUUCCUGUUGUGAAGCUCUGCUGUAUUACAGAGCUCAACUGGGCGUCACAGAUGAGAAUGGAUGGGAUGAGUCACAUCAGGCGUGUCAGCACGGAUUUGCUCAACAUAUAGAACAUCUUCUUUUCUAUGGUGCUGACACCACUUCCCAGAAUGCAUCAGGAAACACUGCCCUCCACAUUUGUGCACUUUACAAUAAGGAGAGCUGUGCCCGGGUCCUCCUUUACAGAGGAGCCAAUAAAGAGAUCGAAAACAAACAUGGCCAAACCCCUUUCCAGGUUGCCGUGAUGUCCGGCCAUUUUGAACUUGGAGAAAUCAUAAAAAAUCACAGUGAUGCAGAAAUCGUUCCAUUUUUGGAAACUCCUAAAUAUGCCCCUCAAUGUAUGGACAGUGUGCCAAAUCAAUCCCACACAGCUGGCCUUCAACAUCAGCACCCGCUGCUCCGCGCCAAGAGCGAGAACACGAUGACAACACUCAUGGAUCCUGUAGCCCCGCCCACCACUGCUGCCAGCAUGCCGCCUGCUCAAGUAGCGCGGGCGUCUUUCGCUCUGAGGAGUUCCAGCAGUCCACGUGGAGCUCGAACACGUUCUCCAUCUCGUGGGAGAGAAGGAGGAGACAUGGAGGACAAACAGCAAAAACAACGCGGGAGGCAAGGGCCAAUUGGUUGCUUAGGAAGCCUGACAGGAGUCACUCAAGGGGAUGGUGGCCAGAGGAAGAGGCUGUACAGUGCUGUUCCGGGUCGCGUGUUUGUGGCGACACGUUCUCACUCCGCUCACGGUGAGCGUGAGAUCAGCCUCAGCAAAGGGGACAAGGUUAAAGUGCUCAGUGUGGGUGAAGGGGGAUUCUGGGAGGGGACAGUGAAGAGUCACACAGGCUGGUUUCCUGCCGACUGUGUAGAAGAGGUGCUGCCCCAAAACCAGGAGCCGCAAACAGAGAGCCGCAAUGAGAAAGCGAAGAAGAAACUGUUUCGUCAUCACACUGUUGGAACAUACGACGGCCUUGAGGUGCCCAGUGAUUACAUCAUAAAGGAGAAAACUGUUCGUCUGCAGAAAAAAGACAAUGAAGGCUUUGGUUUUGUACUCAGAGGAGCUAAAGCUCAGACUCCAGUUGAAGAGUUCAGUCCGACUCCAGCCUUUCCUGCUCUGCAGUACCUUGAGUCUGUCGAUGAGGGGGGCGUUGCCUGGAGGUCUGGUCUGCGGAUGGGGGACUUCCUGAUUGAGGUGAAUGGGAUGAAUGUAGUGAAGGAGGGUCACAGGCAGGUGGUGAACAUGAUUCGUCAGGGCGGGAACAGUCUAAUGGUGAAGGUUGUCAUGGUUGCGCGCAAUCCUGAGAUUGAGGAAAUGCCCAAAAAGAAAGUUCCCCAGCAAAGUAAGCGGCUAACCCCUCCGGCUAUCGCGCUACGCUCCAAAUCUAUGACUUCAGAGCUGGAAGAGAUGGCAACACCAUGGAAGAAGAAACCAGAUCACAUCGAAAGCUCACAAGCUCCAGAGAAGAAGAGAAGUGUGUAUCAAAUGGCUCUUAAUAAGCUGGACGAGAUUCUAGCUGCUGCUCAACAUUCAAUUAGCACACCAGACUCUCAGGGUCAUAAAGGUCAAGGGGGCAAGAAGGAGCGAAACAAGGGUUUUACUGCUAAUGAGCAAAGAGAUGAACAAUCAGGUGUUGGCAUGAUGUCAUCAGGGUCUGAGUAUGGUUAUAACCAAGCUCAGUUUACAUUAGGCCAUUCAACUCAGCGUGCAAUGAUGAUGCGUCAGAAAUCUAUGGUAGUGACUGAAGAGGAGAGGGUACAUCUGCAUCCUGCUAUGAAGCUGUCCCGCAGCCUUUCUGUGCCAGGACCAGAGGAUAUACCCCCUCCACCAGACACCUCAGCGCCUGAGCCGCCCCUGUCUGCCAGUGGCCACACGGACAGGAGAGCGGCGCCAACACAAUUUUAUGGUGUCCCACCUCUGCCUCCAUCACACAAUCCAUCUCACAGCCAGACACAGCACAGAGUCCAGACCAACCACAGGGAGGAAACUGAUACCAGCAAGAUGGGCGGAGCAAGAAUUGGUGGCCUGAGGCGUGGCUAUAGCAAUGCCGUGCCUCCCUCUGAUGUCGGUGCCAAGCAGUCCACCACACAGCGGAGCCAAGUGCCAGUGGUCCCUACGAUCACAGGUCGGCAGGGUGGGAAGGGGCUGUUGGUCAAACAACGCAAGGUGGAGGAGACUACAAGCAGUGUUGAGAAAAGUUCCAUUUCAAUCCCGACGAUUAUUGUUAAAGCGCCAUCUACCAGCAGCUCUGGGCUUAGCAGUCGUGCAAGCAGUGAGGACACAGAGCCUCCUCCUGAGCUUAACAAAGAACAGGAGGAGGGUAACCCUCCAAACUCAGUGUCUACUUCUACACGCACUCCACCUCAACCACCCAAUAUACCACCAAAACUUGAAUGUCUUGGUAGGAGCACAGCACAGCGUGAACGCGAGCAUUACCGUGAUUCCCGUCAGAGAAGCGCCUCUUUCUACUAUUCCUCUGAGGAGGACAUAUUAGAUGAGCAGGAGUCUACUGAGACUUCAGCUGAGAAUAGCUCCUCUGUUUGUUUGAACCCUUCCAAAUCUAUCGAUGAGGGCUUGAUCUCUGGUGACGCCUUAAGCAUGCCACCUGCAUUUGGGUUGCCGCAGUAUGCAUCUGCUACACCUCAUCAGGCCACUACUUUCAUCCACCCAUUGACAGGAAAAGUUCUAGACCCAACAAGCCCUCUUGGACUAGCGCUGGCAGCAAGGGAACGAGCUCUGAAAGAUGACCGUCGCACACGUAAAGAGGAACGACACUUUGGUCGGCAGCUGUCAAGCACUGGAGUCUUUCCUUCUGCUAUCUCCCCGCCCAACCAGGAGCCAGAUCCUCCCUUCUAUAUCUACCAAUCACAAAACUCACUCUACCUAAGUGACGCACCACCAACAUCAGGUGGGCCGGUCCCCCAGAGUCGCCCCCAGUCUCCUCGGAUUUUGCGAUUGAGUGGUGGUGGGACGGAAAGUCUGGAAUGGAACAAAAAGAAUGUAGCGGAUAGAGAGGAAAGAGAGGCUACCAAUGUGCGUGUCACAGAAAAUCAAGUGAAUCAGUACCAGACUCACCUUCAAGACAGGGACAACAGAACAAAUCAGUACCAAACUUACCUGUUUGACAGAGAGAGAGAAGGGCACAAGAGGAUACCACCUAAGCCCCCACCCAACAGGCCAUCCUUUCCAGGCAAGGACAUUGAACUCAGCAGAGCUGGUAAAAGUCCUGCUUGCAAUGCCCAGGAGACAAACAGGGCAGGACAGAAGACGGGAGACAGGGAAAGAGAGAGUGGAAUGGAGAGGGAGGUAGAGAAAGAUCCAAAGAGAGGAGGAAAUCUAGGAGAUGGAGAUGUAAUGGUACUUCCACCUCCUGCACCUUCUGUGGAUAUGGAUGAUGAGCUUGUGUUUGCAGAACCUCUACCACCCCCAAUCCAAUUUUCUAAUGGAAUUGAAAUCAACAUGCAUGGAAUAACAGAAUAUAGUCAACAGCAUAUGGAGCUGUCAGGAUCUCAGUCACUCAAGGAGUCCCUGCAAAUGUUGCCUAAACCCUCGCAAGGCUCAAUGUCCCUGCCAGCCAACACUAAUUCUGACUCCCAGCAGACACUGAUCCAUCCUUCUGCAGUUGUACAUCCAUUUAUUUUCCCACCGAAUCCUCUGAUAGCCCCUCCCCAGCUGUUUCCCAAACUACCAGCCCCAAAUCCACCUCAAUCCCAACCCCCAGUUUAUUCCCAACCUCCACAACACCUGAAAACCACCCAACCACAUCCUUUACCUUCGCCACAAGUGGGAGACUCUGCCACAUCUAGUAUUACAUCUUAUGACAGUGAGGUGGCCAAUCUUACCGAAUCUGCUCUUUCCCCAUCUCUUCCAUCUCUGCAAACCUUCCCGUCUUCCAGUUUGCCAUCUGCCCCUCUGAAUCGGCCUCUCUCGCUUUUCUACCCAUCGCAAGGCCACAGCAAUGUGUCCCAUUCAUUUCAAACCUUGGCUGCAACUGCAGCUGUAGUAACUGUCACCACAACAAUGCCUUUGGAAAGCUUGUCAUCAGUUGCAGGUGACCGACUUCUGAAGGGCCAUGAUUGGCCAGAAGCUGUGGUAGAUUCUGGAAUUGAAGAACUGGAUAGUCACAGCAGCAGUGAUCCUCACAUGGAAAACCUUGUGAUGGAAAAAGGAGGACGAGAGAACGAAAUAGUAGGAAGAAGGCUAGAAAGCAUGGAGAGUGUGAUUGUUCGGGAUGGGUUCACAUGCGACAGACGAGUGUCUCUCGAUUCGUCACUUUCUCACACAGAGACAUUUGCUCAAAAAGUAAACAGUGCUCAGAACAAAACACACAUGCACAAAUACAAUUCUCCAAACCUUCCACUCACCAAAACACAAAUGCAAAACAUGUAUCGUGGACAUGCAGAGAAUGGGCGGACCGGACCAUCGCUACAGCGGCAGGCAAGCACAGCUCCCGACAUAUUUAGAUCAAGGGAAGAGCAUGAACUGGGAAGAGGAGGAUAUACCACAGUGAAGAUGCCACCAUUUAUGGAUCGGCGUCUGAAGUCUCCUCUCUCCAGCGUUAAAGCCAGCAUCAUUAAUGAACUGAACAGUAAACUACAGCAGUUUGGUGGAUGCCAGGGCCAGGGGCCACAGCAAAUUCACAGGUUUUCAGUUGAUUCCUGCUGUGCACCCCUCCUUCCUCCCACUGUGCACUCUCUCCAGCGUUCCUUCACCUCAAACCUACCCCCUAACUCUUUAACAUCUAACUUCCCUGCUGCUGCUCUUAACCCUAACCCUGUACCCUCUUCUCCAUUUCCCAUGACCUCUCUAACUCCAGCCUUAACUCCCACUCCACUACCUCUGACCCCAGCCCCAGCUCCACUGCCUCUCAAAGACUGGACUCCAUCAAAUUCUCCUAUUUCUUUUCCUCAUGGGAUUCUGUCCCCUCCGUUGUUGCCCCACGCCCCUCUGUCUCCCCUCUCCCUUGCUCAUGCACCCCUCUCUCCUCCGUCUCCUCAUCCCCCAAUUUCUCCAAUUUCUCUCUCACAUCCACCUCUCUCUCCUUCCUUCAUGACUCACUCUCCCCUCUCUCCAUCCUAUUCCCAGUAUCCAUUGUCUCCAAAACAUCGCUCAAAGUAUCGUGGCAAAGCUUCAGAGUUAUUGUUUUCAAGGCCGGAGCUGAGGCACUCCGAAUCACAUUCGUACGUUCAGCGACGCAGAGCACCCAGUCCUCUCAUCUCCUGCUCGGAUCACCCACAACCUGAACCCCCACGGCCAUCCUCGCUUCCUCUCUUUCCUUCUACGCCACUUUAUGGCACUCUGUAUGAAAUACAACCCCCUUUAACGCCCCCUCUAGCAGUCGCCCAUCAUUUAUCAGACCACUUCUUCUCCCAAACUCCUCCUCUGUUCCCGAUCUCGUCGCCCGUAGCUCCUUCGAACCCCACGCUGGUCUCCAGCUCUCUCUCCCCAACCAACUUCCUCUCUGGAGGCUCCUCCCCUUCCUGUAUGAGCUACCCUCCCCUAACACAUCCUCCACCCAAUCAGCCCUUUGUGUCUAAGCCCCUCCCAUACUGGAGCAAAUACGAUGUUGCAGAUUGGCUGACAUACCUCAAUCUGGCAGAGCACAAGGAACGUUUUCUCAACAACGAGAUCGACGGCUCCCACCUGCCAUCUCUGACAAAAGAGGACUUUCUGGAUCUGGGCGUGAGUCGGGUCGGACAUCGCAUGAACAUUGAACGUGCGCUUAAGAGACUUACAGUCAGGCUCUUCUCUGCUUUCUCGGUCUCCACUGUUUCCUCUGAUGGGCAGAAUGAACACAUGAGGGACGAGGGGACACAAAGCUAGAGAGAGAGAGAGACAGUUAGAGAAUAGAAAGGAUGGGGUUAUACAGAAAAUAAGUGCUUGAAAUAAAAGGGAAAGACGUCCGCUGAAGGACAUGCACUGGAUGUGGAUGAUUGGACAGGAGUAACUGACACAGUGCAGCACGAACGCUCUCUAAUAAAGCGAACUUCUCCUUCAUUCUUCUGAGCACGUUUGUCCUCCCAGUCGAGUCUAGGAUGACAAACGUCCAGAGCCAAUCAGAGCCAGACAGAAAGAAUAUACUACUUACAUUUUUUUGGCAAGAUCAAACGUGAUGGAUUUGAGUAUUAUGUUAUUAUUAUAUAAACACAAAUGAGGCUGUUGUGCAUAUGUUAGCAUCAUGACGUGCAGGCUAUGAUUAUAGUCAUCACAAAAUCCAAAAUGACCCUUUUUACUUUCUUAAUACUCAUUCACGGUCUUAUUGUGCACUAUGAAUCUGUGCAUGCUAUUCCAAAUAAAAAUGAAUCCAUAAUAAAUGACUUUACUUUUCAGCUGACAUCAUCCUCUUACUUUUCAUUCCCUCACCUCCAACCACCUGUCAUUUAGAGACCAUUUUUCAAAAUCAAGCCGUACUUUUUCCCUCACUUAGGAUCUAGUAUUUAGUGGCAAUCAGAAAUAUGUCAGAUUACAGAAAUAAAGUGGGUUGCAAAAAGCAUUUAAUGUUGUCUUUAUAUCGUAAAAGCUCUAAAAACAACAAAAUCAUGAUUCCAAUAAUUACCAUAUAUGGAUUAAGUAUUUAAGUGUUUUAAAAACAGAAUCAGUCUUCCAAAGAUCAGAACACAAUGAAAGAACCCAUUGUUUAUAUUGCUUAUGUGCGCUCUGUUCAGCCUACACAAACACACACAUGUACGCUAAUACAGACGUGUGUGUGUUUGUACGUGUGUGUGUGUGUGUUUGUUCUGGUUUGUGGUUGUUUUAUAGGAGCAAUGCAUAACUCUAUUUCAUUUAAAUCAUAUUUAAGGAUAUAGGAACAUGUGUGUGUAUGGAAAUGUAUGCAGAAUUAAAGGUAAAUAUUUAUAUAUAUAUAUAUAUAUAUACACCAGAUAUUUCUAUUGUUCUGUACAUUCAUUGAUGAAUAUGAUGAUACAUAAGCUUAA
This is a messenger RNA of Xyrauchen texanus (razorback sucker), 8215 nucleotides long. Its product is annotated as SH3 and multiple ankyrin repeat domains protein 1-like. Lineage: Eukaryota; Metazoa; Chordata; Actinopteri; Cypriniformes; Catostomidae. Gene Ontology annotation, molecular function: synaptic receptor adaptor activity; ionotropic glutamate receptor binding. The record is from RefSeq and is a predicted model, not a curated record. Bases 177 to 7103 code for a protein of 2308 amino acids. Gene Ontology annotation, cellular component: postsynaptic membrane; postsynaptic density; dendritic spine. The transcript is spliced from 28 exons.